Messenger RNA from Fopius arisanus, 1703 nucleotides. RefSeq lists its product as uncharacterized. Lineage: Eukaryota; Metazoa; Arthropoda; Insecta; Hymenoptera; Braconidae. The coding region runs from base 213 to 1403 and encodes 396 amino acids. The record is from RefSeq and is a predicted model, not a curated record. Gene Ontology annotation, cellular component: nucleus. The transcript is spliced from 3 exons.
CUGAUUGUUGAGGUUAAAAAUAUUUCUCCCUCGGAUUGUUGUCUAUAAAUAGUUAAAAAAUAAAAACCAAUUCGGGCAUCAAUUAUAUCAAGGGGAGAUACAAUCAAUAAUUUAAACAAACAUUUUUUGAUAGCUAUUUUAUGCUGAAAAUACCUGAAGUCAUGCGAUAACUCUCGUCUGUAGUGCAUUUGGUUGUGUUUUCCUGGAUAAUAAUGGCGAAACAACUGUCGAGCUACUGGGUAAAAUUUUUCACCAAUGCAGGAUUUCCACUGGACGUAGCGACAAAACAUGCUGUGGUUUUCUCCAAUAAUCGUAUAAAACCCGAUAUGCUGCCUGAGCUGGACAAACCAAGCCUGAAGGAGAUGGGGAUAACCCUGAUGGGGGACAUGAUAGCAAUUCUGCGUUACGCCAAGAAAGUAUCCGAGGAGAUGACCUGCGAGAGAUUCCUGGUGGAAACUAAGGAGAUCAGUCCACCAGAGAGAGUUCUAAAGGUAUCAAAACCAGUAGUGAAGAAGCCCCUAGUAAUAUCAAAGGUGUCAGCUGUAUCUGCACGUCCAGUACCUCCAAAAGAGCCUGCCAAGACCCUGAGGGCAGUGUCCAGUACGAUAGCAACCAGCUCAGUCCAGAAGAGAAAAGUGAGUGCUGAGCCACAGGAGCCACAGGUGAAGAAGAGAAAAAUUGUGACAAAAGUCGUGGAGAUUGACAGCGACAGCCAGGAGGAAUGGACGAUGCAGAUGCAGAAGAGGCUGAAGGCAGGGAACGGCAUUGCCGUCAAGAGUCUCUCGAGGCCCCCCAGUAAAGCAGAUCCUGGGGCUAAGAAGAAUUUCGAGCAGAAGAGAACAGUCUUUGAUAGACUAGGGGAUAGCUCAGUCACCAGCACCACCAGCUCCAGCGAGGCUAAUCCCACGUUCAAUAUCACUGGCCUUGGGGAUGUCCUCAAGAGAAAUUCCAGUGUUUUUCAUCGACUCGGUGACAAGGACGCCAAGAGGGAGGAGAAGUCGGCGGGAAUUCUCAAGAAUGGCAGUGCUGGUGGUAAUGGACAGCUCCAGGGAAUUCUUAAGAGCAAAGCUUCUAAUAUGGGCAGCACUUUGGUCAAGCUGAAGUCACUUUCCAGUGCUACCAGGGUUGGAGCUGGCACCAUGCAUGCCGAUCACGAGAGAAACAAAUCCACUGUUUCCACGAGUGUUAAGCAACUUGUCAAGACCACUAAGGCCUUGAAACUCGGUGGCCAGAGGAAGGUGGAGAGGAAAGUCAAUAUUAAAAGCAAAUUAGCUUCAGAAUCCGGUUCAUUGCCAGCAAAAGCUCGCCUGGGUACGACCAACCAGAAGCAAGUGACUUUCAACAGAGUGACGACAGUGAAGCAUAUAAAGAAGCCAGGAGUGUUCAGUCGACUGGGGAUUUGAGACUGUUCCAGGGACUAAAUUCUAUCUUUCUACGUGUUUUUUAAGUUCUCGAUUGUCUAAUAAAUUCAUUUAUGCUAGAAUACCUGAAGGAAGAAUUUAUUUUCAUACAUAACUCAAUUUUCAUGUUCACAGUGGACCCGCAAAGUCCUUACCAUUUUCGAUAUUUGUACAUAAAACAAAAAUAUAAUUUCUAUUUGUUUCGUUAAUUUAACACAUAUCUCACCGCAGUUUAUUUCCCAUAGUUUGUAAGUAGAAUGUAGGUCUAGGAUAAAUAAAACAGAAGGAAGUUGUUACUCAGAA